Megalopta genalis is the source of this 5501-nucleotide messenger RNA. RefSeq names its product myogenesis-regulating glycosidase. Gene Ontology annotation, molecular function: hydrolase activity, hydrolyzing O-glycosyl compounds. Gene Ontology annotation, biological process: carbohydrate metabolic process. The record is from RefSeq and is a predicted model, not a curated record. NCBI's taxonomy places the organism in Eukaryota, Metazoa, Arthropoda, Insecta, Hymenoptera, Halictidae.
ACAAUAUAUAUAAUAUAUAUUUAUAUGUAUAUAAUAAUUUAUUUGCGAGUAGUUUAUUCGCGAAUAAAAUGUUACUCGUCUCCGGCGAAUGAAUCUGAUUCGACUGCGAAUCUCUCAAUCGAAUGAACUCUUUUCAAAUAGAUGUAAUUACUCGUCGAUCGACCAACGAAUGAAAAUUUAAUUCCGCUUCGUCGUUCGCGAAUCGAACUUGGCCAAACUCCUGCGGACCGCGAAUCAUCUCCCUGAAGCAAACCGCCGCGUCCUAUCUCUCUCUUUCUCUCCUCUCUCUCUCUCUUUCUCUCUCUCUCUUCGUCUACGAUCCGAGCAGAGCGCGCUCCGAUUUGGUCACUCGCGGGACUUAUCGAUAUCGGUCGACCGUGGGCGGAAAAGAGGGACGUAUCUCUGCUCUCGGCGUCCUGCGAGCGUGUGUGCGUGCGAGCGAGCGAACGCGGAUCGGCGCGGACGCGGUACCGAUACACUUGAACGCGGCCGCACAGCCAAGAUAUCGCUAAGUGGGCGCCGAUACAAGGAACGGAGGAUCAGUCGAAAACCACCUGUCCCGCAAGGUGGAGGCUCUUCCACGGGCCGAUCGUAUCGGUGCCCGAGGCUGCUCUGCGGCGUCGAACGCGCGGACGAGACCCGCCGGGAGGGCCGAUCCUCCCGAAGCCGUGCAGCCAUGGAGAAGCUGAAGAGGAAGCGUAAGAGGGCCGACGGCCAGAAGAAAGUGUUGCUCUCGAUCGUCGAUCCCUGGGACGUCCGAGUGGCCAGUGUCGAUCCGGUCGGCUUGGCGGAGCGUCGAGGCGUUUCUCUAUCGAUCGCGCAGCCGCAAUCGAACGGGAACAAUCUGCAGGAGUCGACGUCGCCCGGCAGAACGAUCCGAAGACCACCCUCGCCGUGGUACAGGCCGGCCUACACCAACGCUUUGGACCCGAAUUCCAACGGCGGGACCGCCGAGUCCAGCUCCGCCGAACCCACCUGGGUGGAUCCUUGGCACUCGCCGACCAGAUCGCCGGUGGAAACUGGGUUCAGCACGCCGGUAUCGUCGCAGAGAUCGAGCAGGAAGAAGUCGCCGGCGAGGAGCUCAAGGCGUAACUGCGGCCUCCGGGACGAUCAGACAAUUCCGGGCGGGAAUGGGUUAAUCGGCGCGGCGCAGGAAAUCACGCGCGAUGAUUUCGAUCACGAGUACAGGGCCGGGUCAGUCGCGAGAGUACGAUUCGAGACGGAGGAGCGGCCCAGGAGUUCCACGUGGUGCUCGCCGUUGAAGGUAGACUCGGGAAAGAGCGAGACGCGCGCGUCCGGGAAUCUUCUUCUGCCUACCGUGAUCGUCAGUCCAUGCCAGAACGAUACCUCGACCGAAGGGAUAGACGAAAGGGAGCCAGGGAAGGACUGCUUGGAGGUCAAGGAUCCCACGAGGGGCUUCGAGGACAAGGAGCUGGUCAACGUCGUGCAGAACCUUGUGACUUCGAGGUACAGUCCGGUGCUGUCGAGCUCGCUGAGAAGAUCGAUCAGUCGCGCGUCAUGUCGUCGAUGCGAAUUUCAAAGAGGACCGGACACAGUAGAUCAGAAGCUGACCGAUCUUAACGCGUCGAAAGCUAGUACGGUGGCGGAACGGCGGCCGGAAGUCAUCGAGAACGGGACCGUCGCAGGACUCGUUCGUCCUGAAACGACUGGAGCACUGAACGCGGCGCGUAUUCGUAAAACCAGCAUAUCGAUGCCGAGUAAUCUGGACGAAAUGGAGGAUCUGCGGAUUGACAGGCAAAAGGGAACCACGUCGAAGUUUGGGAGGACCGAAAGCGAGGACAGCAGCAGCGUGACGUUCAGCAACAGCGGAUCAACACCGAAUGGGAGCCCGCUCGGCUCUGAAACCGAGGAGGAAGCGAACGACGAAGAAAUGGCCAAGGUUCCCUUGCAAGCUCCGCCUCGCAGGAAAAUCAGAACCGUGCCGUCGAUGAUGAACCAAAAACUGGGGGCCGAUCAGCUGGAGCUGCCGGGUGCGCAGAGCGCGAACUCGACGAUAACGAGCGUGAACAGCAUCAGCAGUUUGCUGAAGGAGAAGCUGCAGAUGUCUCUUCCUCAAGCCUUGCGCAGCAGCAAGAAGAGGCAGAACGCGGACUAUCGGCUUAGAGCGUUCGUUGGCAUACUGUUCCUCUGCGUCGUCUUCCUCGUCGGAUUCGCACAUAUAUAUUAUACUCAGCAUGUCCUGCAGCGAGCUUACUUCGACAAGUUCAGAUUCAACAAGAACGAGAGGAUGAUGCACGUGUACAGCAGCACAGGGGCUGAGGUGAUCGCGGCCAGAUUGGGCGAAGGGAUCCCCGCGGACACCGGGGUGUUCCCCUGUCUGCCGCAUCAUCAGAAACCGGACUCCGUCUGCCUGGAGUGGUUGCAGCAGACGCGUCUCUAUCUGGCGCACACGCAGCACGAGGACAUGCACUGCUACCACGUAACCUGGCAGAGCUUGAACCCUUUCUACAAGCCGACGGACUGCUUCGACUGGUCGGCGAAGCGAGGCCAUUGGUACGGAGUCGGCCAGGUGCACCAUCCCGCGAGUAACUUGCAGAACAUACCGUAUCCCCUCGAACGGGGAAGCCUCGAUCUCAGUCCGUUCAUCACCGGCGACGCCGCGAAACAUCCCUUCGGCAACGUCCUCAAGCGCUACUUCCUGAACUCAAAGGGCGCGACGAUCCUCGUCGACCCGGACUCGCCUCUCUACGUCUCUAUCAACGCCAACAAGAGCACCGACUUCUGUCUGCAGGCGCAGCACGACGCGUUCGCGUACAUCAACCACCUAACGCCGCUGCCGCAGCUGAACUACACGAUCUGCGCGACGGACAACAUGAAGAACCUGCACUCCUCCAUAGCGGAGAAGUCUCUGUGGGACGGAUUGAAGCCGGACGAGCUGAACGCGGUCCAUUCGCUGCUGUCGGAGCCCGUUUGGCAGAUCACGCCCAUGGACGAGGCCGCCAUUUACAAUUACACGGAGAACGUGAUCGCCCUCGGCUUCCUCCGGCAAGGACACGUCCUGCUGAGCGAGGAAUGGCAGCCCAGCACCGGCGACUUCGUCCUCGACGAGGAACGCUUUCCUUCCAUGGAGGAGACCAUCAAUAUCAUCCAUCGUCGCGGCUUUAGGAUCGUCUUCACCAUACAGCCCUUCAUAUCCACCGAAUCUGUGAACUUCAAGGACGCGGUUAACAACAGGCUUCUGAUUUCGGAGCGGGGCAGUGACCCGAGGAUACCUGCGUUGACCAGGUACAAGCAGGGCAACAGCGUAGGUGUGUUGGACAUCACGAACAACGAGACGCUGCCGUGGCUGCAGAGCAAGCUGGAGAGCCUGAUCAUGAAGUACCACGUGGACUCGUUCUACCUGGACCUCGGGACGGCGCAGGACAUGCCGCACUACUACAAAUGCGAGCAACCGUUGACCAAUCCGGAUCAUUACAAGACCUUGUUCACGAAGGCGAUCGUGGGCUCCGUGCCGGUGGUCGGUGUCUCGGGAGCGAUCUCCAGACCGCGACCGCCGGUGUUCGUCGCCCUGCCGCCAUUCUCUUCCUCGUGGAAGGAAAUCAAGACCGUGAUACCGACGGUGCUGACUUACGGAAUGAUAGGCUAUCCGUUCAUCAUGCCCGGGGCUGUCGGUGGGGACGUGGCGCUGCCGAUGUCCGACAACAACCCGGACAACGACCACGAGGUCAGCCUGCCGGACAAGGAGCUGUACAUCAGGUGGCUGCAGCUGUCGACCUUCCUGCCGGUGAUCCGGUUCACGCAUCUUCCCAGCAAAUACUCGGACGAGUCCGUCCUGGAGAUCGCCAAGAGGCUGACCACGCUCCGGCAGAAGACCGUGACGCCGUUGCUGAAGAAGUACGCGAAGGAGACACUGGAGACCGGUCUGCCCAUCAUCAGGCCCCUGUGGAUGCUGGACCCGGCCGAUCCAGCCUGCCACGUGGUCAUCGACGAGUUCUCCGUCGGCGAGGAGCUGAUCGUCGCUCCCGUCAUCUAUUCCGGGAGCAGGCAGAGGGAGGUCUACCUGCCGGCGGGCGUCUGGAGGGACGGGAUCGACGGCAGCCUCAGGAAAGGGUCCAGGUGGAUCCACAACUACAGAGUGGCCGAGGACAACGUCGCGUACUUCGUUAAAAUGCCCGACAACACUAGGUUUUGAACCGCGCACGCGGCCGGACCGUAUUUCACCGAGCUGUGCUCCGCGAUACAGCUGCUUUAUACUUUGCAGGAAGCAAAGUAUGCGAUAAAGACGGCCGACAGGGCCACGUUUCCAAGCGCAACGCGCCGAUUUUAACGAGAUUUUGGUAUAAUAUAGUUUGUUGGAAGCUGUUUUAUGCGUAUCUUUUUAUAUCGGCUACGAUGCUAAGCUGGAGGAUCAAAAAUAUGUCUUCGUUUUUAGAUAUCUCGAGUACUGGCAAGGCGCAGUAUACUGUUCGCUUUGAAAUGCGUGUUUUUAAUCGACUUGGAAACAUUUCCGGAAAAGAAAUUGAACAAUAUGAAAUAAAUUGUUUGAACAAUAUCGAAUUUAGAAAGCCGUAUCUUCUCGCAACCCAGAUAUGGAUUAUUUUGCCAAUACAAGAAAUGUUUUUCGACAGACUGUAUUACACUAAAAUCUCGUAAAAUUCGUCGCGUUACACUUCGGAAACGGUCUUCGAAGUAAGAGACAGUCUCUAGAGAACAUCUCUCGUUCGCACGUCCACGUAGUUGACCAGCGAUCGUUAGUAGAGACUGCUGAUAGUGCUUAAGAGGCGGGUACCGAACCUCGCCGACGCUCUGCAAGUAUUUAUUUCUUUAUACUUAGAAAAUAUAUUUAUUUCACUCGCGUCCACGCCAUUUGUUCGGGCGUACAGGCCGCGUUUAAAUCGCUGAAAAAAUACAGUCAUCUAAAAGCAUGAUCGUGGGCGCCGCCGCGGUCUCUCGAGCAAUCGGCGCGAGAUGCUCGCGUUGCUACUUCUCUUCGUGGGGCUGUUGCUGUCGCUCCUCGACGCGUUGCUCGACCGCGGCCGUGUGCGUUUGCGGUGCGGACAACGACAGUCUGGGCGAACACGUGUCCAGGAACUUCUGGAGGGUGCAGAGCUGGCUGAACAUGUCCUGGAUGUGGUUCAUGUGCUUCCACCGCACCGAUUUCAAGUGCUUGAUACAGUCCUGGUUCACUCCGCGGUGGGUCAGCAGGUCCUUCAAGGACCCGCAGCAGUCGCCCUGCAGAGCACGCGUUAAUUCUACGCAGGGCUCCUCUUUCACCAGUCCUCGCGUCGACUCGACGUUCUGUAAAUAUUAGAGUAGGCUAAAUAUACAGGGUGAUAUCGCGGUGGAAAUAGUUCUUUUUCUCAAAGGUCAUAUUUUCCGAGGUGUCAAGAUCGUCGAUGUAUCUUUAAACGGAAUCACGGCUUUCUAUCGUUAUAUCGUGAUAGCUAAGAUCAAGACGAAUCCGAUAACAUGUUAUAACACGAUCCUCGCGCGACCUUGAACCAGUAAUGUGCUUCAAUAAAGAAGUUUGCCGAAAAGUU